This is a messenger RNA of Musa acuminata AAA Group (dessert banana), 960 nucleotides long. Its product is annotated as small ribosomal subunit protein uS9c. The record is from RefSeq and is a predicted model, not a curated record. The coding region runs from base 37 to 702 and encodes 221 amino acids. Gene Ontology annotation, cellular component: plastid small ribosomal subunit; mitochondrial small ribosomal subunit; ribosome. Gene Ontology annotation, molecular function: structural constituent of ribosome; RNA binding. The transcript is spliced from 3 exons. Lineage: Eukaryota; Viridiplantae; Streptophyta; Magnoliopsida; Zingiberales; Musaceae. Gene Ontology annotation, biological process: translation.
AUCCCUAGAAAUGGUGAAGAGGAAUAGCGAGUGCUAAUGGCGACUACCUCGCUCUCCUCCCUCACCGUCGCCUUCUCCUCUCUAUCCUUCUCUUCCCACGUCUCCUCUAGUAAUAAGACCUUAUACUCUCCUUGGAUACGACGUCGUCGGACCGCCUCGCCCCUUCGGUGGAACUCUCCCACCGCGAUCGCCUCCUCCACCGCCUCCUUCCCCAUCGCUGCCGUAUCCGGCGGUGCGGCUGUCUCCGCCGAGGACUUCGAGGGGGUGAGCCUCGAGAAGUACGUGAAGUCCCGGCUCCCUGGCGGGUUCGCCGCCCAGAGGCUCAUCGGGACCGGCCGGAGGAAGUGUGCCAUAGCUCGCGUCGUUCUCCAAGAGGGAACCGGGAAGUUUGUCAUCAAUUACCGUGAUGCUAAGGAAUAUUUACAGGGGAAUCCUUUGUGGCUGCAAUACAUCAAAACUCCAUUAUUAACCUUAGGUUUUGAGAGCAGCUAUGAUGUCUUUGUCAAAGCUCAGGGGGGAGGACUCUCGGGUCAGGCCCAGGCAAUUUCUCUGGGUAUCGCACGUGCUUUGCUUAAAGUCAGUCAGAACCACAGGUCUCCUUUGAAGAAAGAAGGUCUUUUGACUAGAGACUCGAGAGUUGUUGAAAGGAAGAAAGUUGGUCUGAAGAAGGCUCGAAAAGCUCCUCAAUAUUCGAAGCGUUGAAGUAUUAGCAUUUUGAUCAACUAUCUGCUACUUGAACUUAUUUCUUUGCAGGUUUUUUAAUAUAAUCCCAGCACACUCAGAUGUUUCUUUUCGGUUUGCCUAUUCUCUAACUUUGGUCGGAACCCAAACUCUCUUUGAGAUAGGCUUCUCCUUACUUGAGCUGGGAAAUGCAUCUGGCUUUUGUUUUCGAUGGACCAUGUGAUGUAGCGAAUUUCCAUUAUGCCCUAAUUAUUUGGGAAUACAUUAUCAUUCACAGCU